This is a messenger RNA of Cylindrotheca closterium, 909 nucleotides long. The record is from the annotation of a GenBank genome assembly. NCBI's taxonomy places the organism in Eukaryota, Bacillariophyta, Bacillariophyceae, Bacillariales, Bacillariaceae.
AUGAUGAAUCCAACCGAAUCGACCAACCCCAACGAGCACACAAGUUCACCUACAGCCGAAGGCUUGUCACGGCUUGUGACGCCCUCCAACCGUCUAGAAGCCAAUAUUGCAUUCCGUUAUGCCUUCGUUGUUCUCUAUAUGGUUUUCGUCGUCUACCAGAUUGGUAUCAUUCUGGAAUCCGAAAGGCUGGACAACGGAGCAGAAAGUCCUUCCGAACAUGCCUUUUGGGGAGGCAUAUUCCUCGCACAUUUGAUUUGGGUAGUUUCGCAUUGGUUGCUCCCUGCCUACUACAGAGACGAUUCGGAGAUGAAGAACGGUUUCGGCUGGAGCCCCGCUAUUUGGAUCGCGCAAAUCGUGCUGUCUGGAUUCGUUGUUGCCAGCGCUGGACGCUGCUAUGUAUACCAACAACUAUCUUUCCUUGGAAUGAUUGUCUCUCUUGGUGCAACUGAGACUAUUUUUAUCAUCACAAAAAUUGAUAUUUUGAGUGUUGUUCAGCAAACACCUAUCGAAGACUUGUAUAGGCAUGUGAUGCCCUCCAGCCGUCGAGAAAUGAUUAUUACAUUAUGUGUGGUCAUCACAACCUUCUACACUUUGAUCAUCCUCGAAUAUGAAACCCUGGUCUCCAAUGUUCGCACCGGAAAUAAUGACGUAUAUGCCUUUUGGAAAGUCCUCUUCUCCGCACACUUCUUGAUUUGGCUAUAUUUGGAUAUUUUGUUGCUUCCUUCCUACCGAGACGACUCGGAAAUAAAAAACAGCAGGAUUUGGAUCUUGCAAGUUGUGUUUUUUCAAUCAUUCUGUUCCAUACGCUACCCUUUUCUUGGAAUGAUUAUCGUUCUCGGUGCACCUGAGAUUGUUGUUUUCAUGACAAAAAUUAUGACCAAGAUUGAUGAUGUAUGGGAAAAUUGGUAA